Salvelinus namaycush (lake trout) is the source of this 2022-nucleotide messenger RNA. Its product is annotated as sphingomyelin phosphodiesterase 3-like. The record is from RefSeq and is a predicted model, not a curated record. Gene Ontology annotation, cellular component: extracellular region; cytoplasm. NCBI's taxonomy places the organism in Eukaryota, Metazoa, Chordata, Actinopteri, Salmoniformes, Salmonidae. The transcript has 7 exons. Gene Ontology annotation, biological process: sphingomyelin metabolic process. Gene Ontology annotation, molecular function: sphingomyelin phosphodiesterase activity. The coding region runs from base 1 to 2022 and encodes 673 amino acids.
AUGGUCCUCCACACCUCUCCCUACUCCAGUGCCUUCCUGCAGUGCCUCACUAGCCUGUCAUGGGGCUUUAUCUUCCCUUGCUACUGGCUGCUGGACCGCCUGCUAGCCUCCUGUGUGGCCACCUCUCUGGAAAAGCGCCGGCGCUCCCAGGACCCCUGCUCCUUUGUGACGCUGUAUGUGCUGGUGUCCACUCCGCUCUACCUGCUGCUCCUCUUGGCCUCGCUGCCCUUUGCUCUGCUGGGAUUCCUGCUGUGGGCUCCCCUGCAGGCGGCCCGCCAUCCCUAUCUCUACACCCACCGCCGCCCGAACAAGCACCAGGCCGAGCAGGGGGGCGCGGCAUCACUGGCCGACUGGAGGCCGCAAGGCCGCAGCUUCUGCUUCGGCAGUGCCAACGUGUGCCUACUGCCAGACUCCCUGGCACGCUUCAACAACCUGUCUGAGACCCAGCGCCGUGCCUGCGAGGUGGGAAAGCGCAUCCGUAACGGGGCCAGCCGGCCGCAGAUCAAGAUAUACAUCGACUCCCCGACCAACACCUCCAUCAGCGCCGUCUCCUUCAGCAGCCUGGUCACGGGGUUCCCACGCACCUCCUCACUGGACCAGCGGCCUGACAACACAGCCGAGUCCGAACCCCUCACUGAGUGCCCUGUACACAAUGCUAGUGCAGACUGCCCAAUACACACUGCCAGUGCAGACUGCCCCAUACCCACCGCUGGUGACGACUGCCCCAUACACCCAACAGGGGACCAGAGCUCCUCAGAUUGUCCCGUCCAUGUAGCUGGUGGAGAGAAAACACCAGAGUGUCCGCUUCACACUGCUGGUGCCCAUAACAGCUCUGACUGCCCUGUUCACACCACAGUGGCCCAGAACUCCCCAGAUUGCUCCAUGCACGCCUCUGGGGUCCAGAUCAGUAUCAGUGCACCAGAUCCAGACCCCCCAGAGGCCGAGACAGGAAACCACCAAGGCGAGGGUGACGCGGAGAGCCUGACAGGGGGGGUGCCUUCUAACAACACCCUGUCCCACCGCACCUCCAUGUUCAAGAAGCACAGCGGCCGCAAGCGGCGCCAAGGCGACGACGGCAUCGACCACGAGAUCUCGGCCUUCUUCCCUGCCAACCUGGACUUCCUGUGUCUGCAGGAAGUGUUUGACCACCGGGCCACGUCCAGGCUGAGGCGGCAGCUGCACCACUACUUCCCCUACAUCCUGAGUGAUGUGGGCCGCUACGCCUGGAAGGACUGCUGCUCCCGCUUCAAGUUCCUCAACAGUGGCGUUAUGCUGGUCAGCCGCUACCCCAUCCUGGACGCCCACUAUGAGUGCUACCCUAACGGGCGAGGGGAAGAUGCCCUAGCAGCCAAAGGAGUUCUCUUUGUCAAGGUGCAGGUGGGAACCUCCCAUCAGGAGCAGAGAGUUGUGGGAUACCUCACCUGCACUCAUCUACACGCCAUUGAAGGAGAUGCAGCUGUGCGUUGUGAGCAGUUGGAUCUACUCUUGGAGUGGGGGACGGAUUUCCGCAAGGCAACGUCCCGCCCCUCAGAGGAGAAGGGUCUGGAGGACCAGGUGGCCUUUGAUGUUGUCCUCGGCGACCUCAAUUUCGACAAUUGCUCUUCAGAGGAUAAACUGGAGCAGCAGCAUUCCCUCUUCACGCAGUACAAGGACCCGUGUCGCCUGGGGCCAGGGGAGGACAAGCCAUGGGCUCUGGGAACACUACUGGACACCAGUGGGCUUUAUGACGAGGAGGUCAGUUCACCAGAGAGUUUACAAAAAGUGAUGGAGAAUGAGGAGGGGAGGAAGGAAUACUUGGUGUUCCCUACCAAUAAAAACCAAUGUCCUAAUCAGAAGGGCAGAAAGAUCCCCCUGAAAGGCAACGGGAGGAGGAUCGACUACAUCCUUUACAGUGAGGCGGUGCAGCAGGACUGGAAAGUGGACAUUGAAGAGUUUGGCUUCAUCACCCAGCUGGCCGGCCUCACUGACCACCUGUCUGUGGCCAUGCGUCUGGCUGUGUCCACAGGAGAGGAGGAGCCUUAG